Salvelinus sp. IW2-2015 is the source of this 1323-nucleotide messenger RNA. The record is from RefSeq and is a predicted model, not a curated record. Lineage: Eukaryota; Metazoa; Chordata; Actinopteri; Salmoniformes; Salmonidae.
AUGGACGAGAGGCCAAAUAAAGUGGCAGGAAAGCUCCGUUCCAACUUUGCGUGUGGAUACGACAGAGCUGAGGCGCCACCAAAGCUGGAAGAGAUUCUGUCCAGAGUGUCAGUCAGGGACGUCAUCGCCUUUGGAGCCACUUGCAGCACCUACCACCAGCUGAGCCUAAGCUCCUCCCUCUGGAGACGGCUCUGCCAUCGCCAGGCAACCGGGACGCAGCAGCCUUCCGCUGCCCCGCCCAACGACUGGCGAAGGACAGCCAUCUUGAAAUACUCCCAGGGCCUCCAGAUGCAGCGUUUGGGCAGUGGGUGGUCCCGGACUCCCAGGUGGUGCAGGUCCGGGGGUCCCUCUGUGUCCCUGGCCGUUGUUCCUCCCCUGGCACUGGGCUACAGAAGGUCCCUGCCAACCCGCGACCACCUCCUGCUGUUUGACUUCCAGGGCACCGUCUUCCUGCUGCGCAACGCCGCCACAUCAUCGCUCCGCGGUCACAUGACUUGGAGGAGGGCCGCACGGCACGCUGUGCUGUGUCAGAAUGCCAAAGAUUUUGCCGUGGAUCCUCGUAGCGACACUCCUUUCCGUCAGUACAUAUAUAACGUCCUGGUUGAGCCAAGCUACCCAGCGGGACCAGCCAGAGGGGUGUUCCGGAUGACCUUUCACCCCUCCCUGACCUUCAUACAGCUCCGCAUCACCGGCUCCGAGGUCAACCAGGUUCCACCCUCAGAUACUGGGAAGGUCUAUUCUCUGUCUGUGAAUGAGACCCAGUUGAACACGCCUCGUUCCUACACCGUGCAGCUGGCUCUGAAGGAGAUCAGCAUCUCUCUGCCUCACCUGCCCGUCGCUCAGGUCCAUUCCAGCUACAGCAGCGUCCUCUACCUCACAGGUGAGGGUUCAGUCUAUUUGGAGGUGCACUCCGUUGGUGUGUAUCGUCAGUUCAUUGGGACCCAGCAGGGUUACGACCCCCAUGACAUCCACACCCCUCUGCCGCUCUCCCUGCCCUACAAGGUGCCCCGCACCGCCCGCUCUCUCUGCGCCUCCAAGGACUGCCUCUUCCUGCUCUGUUGCCAUGACAUCGCCGAGCCCCCCCUGUUCCGCUGCCCCCCUCCUGUAAAGGAGGAGGAAAGUGAGGUGGCGAGAGAUGAGAGGGAGAGGCUGAUCUGGCAACUAGCCCAGCUGAGGGAGUGUGAGAGUCUGAGGCGUAAGGUGGACAUCCUCCGCUGGGCUGUGCAGCGACACAUGACCAUUAACCCCGCCCACAGGGAGUUCCUGGUCCAAGCGCUGAUCGCCAUCCGGCCCGUGUCUGACGAGCCCAGCGGCCAGUCAUAA